Thunnus maccoyii (southern bluefin tuna) is the source of this 3742-nucleotide messenger RNA. RefSeq names its product holocarboxylase synthetase (biotin-(proprionyl-CoA-carboxylase (ATP-hydrolysing)) ligase) (gene hlcs). Gene Ontology annotation, biological process: protein modification process. Gene Ontology annotation, molecular function: biotin--[biotin carboxyl-carrier protein] ligase activity. NCBI's taxonomy places the organism in Eukaryota, Metazoa, Chordata, Actinopteri, Scombriformes, Scombridae. The transcript is spliced from 11 exons. The coding region runs from base 237 to 3038 and encodes 933 amino acids. The record is from RefSeq and is a predicted model, not a curated record. Gene Ontology annotation, cellular component: cytoplasm.
AACGAGAAGAAGAAGAAGAAGUCGAGGAGGAGGAAGAGGAAGAAGAAGAAGAAGAAGACGCACGGGUGGCAGUAAUGCACCUGAACGUCUGUUAGUAACCCCCCUCCCAUAAAAAUAAAGAAGAAGAAGCUAUAAAGGUUAGCUUGACAGCUAAGGUCGACAGUAGUUCGGUGUCCGCUUGUGGAGAAUGUCGAGAAGAGCGGCAACGAUGGCCACCUUCGCGUAGGCUGGUGAAGAUGUUAAUAACAUUGUGUUACGUCUACAUGUGGGUGCGCUUCCAUAAGUGCUACUCUGUGCUGAUUCGCAACAGUCUGUCCAGACAGACCAGCAGCAGCCGCAGCAGUCUCAGCUUCAGCCGCCUCUGCUGCAGCUCGGCUUCAGCGCCAGCGCCAGCCACAGCACCGUCGACAGGACGUCACACAAGCGGGCGGCAGCCCAGACCGCCUCCACCCGAGGACGUCGUCUUCCUCCAGCUGGGAGACAAGUCCGUCUAUGUCACGGAGCCUCAGGCAUGUGAUGACCUCAGCAAAUGGACUGUGUUGUUGGGGUCCUCUGUGGUUUGUGGUCCAGGAAUAGAGAAUAUUUCAUUCAUCAUAGAAGCUACAGGACACAGAGUGGGCUACCCAUCUCCUCACACAUCAAACAAGAAAGUGCUGAAGUGGUCUGACUGCUGUCUUCCUCUGGCAUGUAGUCCUGGCCAGCCAUUCAGGGCAGUGGCUCAGGCCAGUGUAGAUAACUUCAGUCGGCUGGGGGUGGCUUUUAUAGAAGAUCGCCUUCAGCUGGAUAAUGGACUUGUGCCUUCAAAGAUAAUCCCUGUCCUCCUCCAAGAAUCCACUCUCAGUGAGCUGCUGGAGAAGCAGCGUCCACCAAGCCCAAGGAUUGUGACUUCAGUACAGCUCUGCAGCACCAAGGCUGAAAAAGGUCAGCCUUUGCCUUGUCGGCUGUCAGCUGACCGUCAGCACCUACUGUCCCAUAAAGGCAGUCUUCUCCUCACCCCGGAGGCAAAGCAGAGGUUAGAGGAGCGACGAGGGUCAGAGCCGCUCUGUAGGACCCAGGAUCUGGGACCUCUUGGUUACUCAGAAGACAAUUCCAUGGGGAAUCAUCACCACAUGGAGGGCCAUAGACACCACCUCCAUCUGUCCAGCUGCGACGAAUGUUUGGAGCUGGAAAAAAGCACCAUCCUCUCUGUCAAAUAUGCUUCAGCUGAGAACAUUCUGGACCUUCCUUAUGAUAACUCAAUAGGGCUGGAUAGUGGGGAUGAGACUCUGGAUGAACUUCAGCAUGAUACCAAAGGUUUUCUUGGUCAAAGCGGUGGAUUUGACUUUAAUGGCAAAUCGCCAAAUAUUCUGGUGUACACAGGUGGUUGCCAGGAACGUUUUCAGUCAGUUCGUCAGGUUUUAUCAGAGUGUAUAAACAUGGAAAACUACAUAAUAUACCACCUCCUACCACAGCAGGUUCUGAGUGAUCCUUGGCUGGACAACACCAAGCUCUUGGUACUGGCAGAGGAGCAAGCCCUUACCCCCCAACUUCAGACCUGCUUUCUCAACUACCUUAGCCAGGGUGGCAAGGUCCUGGGGAUAGCCUCCACCCUGUGCCCUGCAGGCCUCUCUCUGGAGGUCAGGGAGAGACGACAUGGGCAUAUCCAUAGACUGAGCUUCACUAGGGAAGACAGCACAGAGCUGGAAUUGAGUGUGUUGGCUAGUGGGAAGGUCUACGUCAGAGAUAUUCAGGGAGGAGGGGAAGUUGAGCUCUGGGGGGAGCUGAAAGGAGACGUCCCUCAUCAGAGGGAUAUGGUUAUCGUCAGGGUGACCCAUGGAGAGGACGGCGGGGAAGCUGUUGUCUGUCAGGUCCACCUGGAAAUUGCUCCUGACUCCCAGAAUUUGUCAUGUGAAGGCUUUGAUGAACUAAAGGUCAGUAACGCACUGCGUUAUGAAGUCUUGACAGAGAUCCUCACCUCUCUGGGCCUCAGUUGUGAACUAAACCAGACUCCAGCCCCAAGUCCAGUCCAUCUGCUGGCCACCUCUCAGGAAGCUAAGGCCACCUUCUUGAAGUGGCUACAGACACGUGCAGAUCAAAAUGGCCUCCUCUCGUUGUCCAAGGCCUGCCUCAGAGUGGUGUCCUGUUGUGAGCUCCAGAAUGGCCCUUUGCUGCCUGAUGGCUCUCUGGCCCUGGUCACUGACUCCUCAGAGUCUCAGACCUGGGAGCUGUUCAGUAUGGAGACCUACAGAAAAAACCUGAAGACCAGUGUACUGGGGCACACCUUGCUGUAUGCUGAGGUCGUUACAUCUACCAUGGACCUGUUUGAAGGGCUUACUCUGCACUUACCAAAGGAUGUGGGUCUAAUAGCUAUAGCGGCUCGACAAAGCCAGGGCAGAGGUAGAGGCAGGAAUGCCUGGCUCAGCCCAUUGGGUUGUGCCAUGUUUACUCUGAGUGUCCAGGUAGAGCUGAGCUCCAGGCUUGGACAGAGGAUUCCCUUCUUGCAACAUCUGGCUGCUCUGGCUGUGGUCGAGGCGGUUCGUACACUUCCUGGAUACCAGGACAUAGACCUGAGGGUGAAGUGGCCCAAUGACAUCUACUACAGUAACCUGAUGAAGCUCGGGGGAGUACUGGUGACCUCUACUGUAAUAGGAUCAACCUUUCAUCUGCUCAUAGGCUGUGGUUUCAAUGUGACCAACAGCAACCCAACAUUGUGCAUCAAUGACUUAAUCCAGCAGUACAACAUCCAAUACAACUGCAACCUGCAGCCGCUAAGCUGUGCCCAGCUCAUCGCUCGGACUGUUAGCUACCUGGAGGCCCUCAUCAGCAGCUUCCAACAAGGAGGCCCAGAUGCCAUCUUGCCCACCUACUACAAGAGAUGGCUUCACAGUGGGACUCAGGUGCGUCUCUGGAGCGAGGAUGGACUAGAGGCUGAGGUGGUGGGUCUGGACCCCAACGGAUUCCUCCAAGUGUACAGCAAGGAGCAGGGUGUGGUCUCAGUGGAACCUGAUGGAAACUCCUUUGACAUGCUGAAGAACCUGGUGAUCAUCAAGCAGCAUUAGGACCAAACUCAACAAAAUACAUUGAAUAAUACAUUGAACGAAUGACUGGAUCAUUUAAAGUGACAGAAAACUUAAUGGAACUACAUAAAUUUAUCCUUGUUUUCUAUUUGAUCACUAAUUUCAUCUAAUUUCAUCACUAAUACCCAAUUCAGACUAAUCCAGUGUCACUGGUUAAACCCACGUUGGGGGUCUAUCUGUUUAGGCCAACCUGCAUUAGGAGGGUUGGCGGUCAGAGGCUGCCCGGCUUUGAUGACCUGGCGUUGUCACUGAAGUUUAUGAACUACACAGCAGAUUGAAGUAUCUGCAAACAGUGAGAAGCAAGGUGACAGCUGUCUCAUGAAUGGGUCCUCGGUUCGAAUGUGCGUUAAGUAGACCUGUGUAAUAUGUGCGUCUGCUGUCUGAAAGUGGUAUAAAUACGUUACUGAUUUAAAGUGGCAUAAUUUACUAGCUUACCUUGACAUACAUUCAGUAUAUCCAGCCCCUGUCCCUUCAUACUAUCUUCAACAUCAGUUUGAUUAUGACCCAUAGGCAUAGGCUAAGACCACAAAUUCAAAUAAUUAUUGAAUAACUUGCACUACUUUCUGGCAAUAAUACAUGUUGUACCCCUUUUCUAAACAUUUAACCUAAUUUCAUUGUUACAUGAGAACAAUGAUCAUUUAAGCAUUUGCACUUAAUUUCAGCAAAAUAAAAGAUUUCCACAGGAA